AUGGGUUCCUUUGAAUUUGAUUACAUUAAGGCAGAGAAAGAAGAUGCUCUAUGGAGAUACAACAUGGAGUGGACGCUGAGGAUCGGUCUUCGCUUAAUCGUGUUUUUGUUAGUUUUGUUUUUGCUGCAAUGGUCUUGGUUCCCCACUUUGAUUCCUGACACCGUCGAGGUUGCUGUAGAUUUUCGCCGACGUUUUAUCUCCACUUUUAACAAUCCUCUCUUCACUUUCAUCCUUGUAAACAUCAUUAUCCUUGCUGUUUGUCUUUUGUCUAGCCAAAAACAGACCCAGAAAGAUACCACCACCCCUGAUAUCUACGAUGAGUACGUCAGUUCUCGCCGGAGUAUACCCACAUCCGCCGUCUCCACCUCCACGGAGGAGACUAUGGUGGACAAGCAAAUCGUCCUGUUAGAAAAUGUGGUUGCUGUUUCUCCAGUAAAGCAGCGGCAACGUACGACUAGAGUUGAUAUAGUUACGGAGACAAAACGUUCCCUUUCACCAGUUAAACAACAACAACAACAACCUACAACGACCCGUAGAGUGACAAAGACAAAGAUUGCCGUAUCUUCAACUGAUCAAGUCAAGCAAAAGGAGUAUCGAAGAACUCGAUCAAUGGUUUCAGAAUCUCGUAAACAACGUCCGCGGGAGUUUAGAAGAUCGGAGACAGCUAUGAUCAGCAGAGAGCUGGUGAUUUCAGGUACAGAGCCGCCAAGGAAAUCAAUGGAUGAGAUGAGCAGUGAAGAGUUUCAAUUAAUAAUAGAUAGUUUCAUUGCUGAAAGAAAGAAGACUCUGAUGCAAGAAAAUACCGCCCAUGACACCAGGAGGAAAGACAAGUGCAUGGCUAUUGUGGUUGAGAAUUAG
Molecule: messenger RNA, 858 nt
Organism: Durio zibethinus
Lineage: Eukaryota; Viridiplantae; Streptophyta; Magnoliopsida; Malvales; Malvaceae
Source: RefSeq, a predicted model, not a curated record